Chrysoperla carnea is the source of this 4632-nucleotide messenger RNA. RefSeq names its product zinc finger matrin-type protein CG9776-like. Gene Ontology annotation, biological process: negative regulation of DNA-templated transcription; positive regulation of DNA-templated transcription. The record is from RefSeq and is a predicted model, not a curated record. The coding region runs from base 180 to 3461 and encodes 1093 amino acids. The transcript has 6 exons. Gene Ontology annotation, molecular function: zinc ion binding; nucleic acid binding. Lineage: Eukaryota; Metazoa; Arthropoda; Insecta; Neuroptera; Chrysopidae. Gene Ontology annotation, cellular component: nucleoplasm.
UAACAUGCUAGACGCUAGUUAUUGUUAGAAUUGUCAUUACUUUAAAACUAAAUAUUAUUAAUUAAAUCGUUUAAUUAAACGAUUUGUCGAUAUAAUUGCUAUAAAUUAGACUUUAUUUAUUUAUCAUGGUAAAAACAUUACGUUGAAUGGGUUAAAUUUGCUUAAAAAGGGAAAACUACAUGAAUAUGGCUGAUAUCUUUGAUAUCACAUCUUCGAAAAAGGCACGAAGUUCUUAUGACGACUCCAGUGGUAAAUACAAGUCCGAUUGGGAUUUAAAAUUAAGAAGAGAUCCACGAUUAAAGUCACCACCAAGUCAUGAUAAAGAAGAGCCAUCUAAUAGAUCACAAAGCUUACGUGAUCCACGACAAUCAAAACAGGACGAUUCAAACUUACAACAACAAACACAAGACAAUUGGAUGCCGAAUCAAAUUGAUUAUAGACAAGUACAGACACAAUAUAGUAUUGUACGCGAUUCAAAUGUGCCUAUAAUGCCUUCCAUGUACAAUGAACAACAGCAACGUCAGCAACAACAACAGCAGCAGCAACAACAACAAUAUAAUACUGCUUAUCCCACAUCAAUAUCACAACCACAAAGUAACCAAUAUCCGUACCACUCUGGAGAUGUAUCACAUGAGCAUCGAAUGCAGCUUUCUUCAAGUGGGAUGCAACAAGAUUAUUCGCAAAAUCAAUAUCAAAUGUCUUCUGCCUACUAUCCGAAUAUGAAUACUAAUGAUGGCAACUACAUGCAAGCUCCACCUCCACCAACUUGGCAAAGCCAAGGACAAACAUCACCAGAAUUUAGAGAUGUGCCACGACCUCCACCACCGCCACGCAUGAAUAUUCAACAGCCACCACAGCAAGCAUCGUCACGAGAAUCAUCGCAACAACGUAAUCAACCCGAGCAAUCAAAUAAUGAUGAUUUAAAGAAAGAAGCAGCGAUUGCGCAAGAAGUAAAACAUCAACGUGCAACACUACGCAAACAACGUGACGAAUAUUUUCAAAAGGCAUCGCUUUUAAAACGUGAAUUGGAUGUACUACAAACACAAAAGGAAGAGCUAUUAGCGGAAGUUGGAUCUGGGAGUAUUCCACGUGAAACACAACGAAUACUCAAGGAAAAUCAUAAAUUACAGGUUGAAAUACAAACCAAAUUAAAAGCAAUUAAUAAUGUCAUUGAAAUGUUAUCGGGGAUUAUUGGCGAGGAUGAUGAUAAAGGUUAUAAACAACAAUCGACAACAUCGGAACGAAGUAAUAGUCCAAUGGAAAAUAUGUUAAGUAUAACACAAACUUUGGAUUCAUCACGUCCUAUAUAUAAUUUUGUCCACUAUGAUCCUGAAUUGCAUUGGUGUCGUAUUUGUGACGUAUUCCCUAAUUCAGCUAAAGAUUUUCUAACACAUUUACAAAGUGAGCAACAUUUUAAGACAACUAAACAGCAUCAAUUAGUUGAUAUGCCAUGGCAUAAUGUACCACCUGAACCAGAGUUACCAAGUAAUCCAGAAGGUCCAGUGAAACGAACCCCAAUCAAAGGAAUACAAUUUUUUAUACCGGCACAAGCAUGGUAUUGUAAGCUGUGUGAUAAAUGGAUUGGUGAUUUGCAUUGUGCCUCAACACAUUUAAAAUCUAAAUUACAUAUACAAAAUUUUACUAAUUUUGUUGAACAAAAUCCACAUUGGGAAACUGAUUGGAUAAGUGAUCGUCAAAAAGCAUUUUCUCGUGUUCCAAAUUCAAAAAAGUCGCAAGAAUCAUCUGAUAUAUCAGGCUUACCAGAUUCUCUAAAUGUAUUCGGUAUACCAUCUGAUACAAAAAGUAAAAAACGUAAAAAACAUAGUAAAGACAAACGAGACAGUCGUAGCAGUUCACGUGAUAAAAAGAAAAAGAAAAAAUCGAAAAAAAAACGAAGGCAUUCAAGUGAUAGUAGUUCAUCAUCAUCAAGUUCAACGGACACAUCAUCCGAUGAAGAGCUUGAAAGUGAUAAGUCACGUAGUAUUCGUGUUGCAAUGCGUAAUAAAAUGAAAAUGCAAGCGCAAAUGAUACUUAGUGAAGAGCUUGGUGAGAAAUUAGAUGUUCUUACUAAAUUGGUAGAAGAUGGUACUCAAAGGAAACAAAAUCAACAAAAACAAGUUGAGAGUAUUGAACAUUCUGUCGAGAAUAAAAACAAUGAAAAAGUUGAUAAAAACAGUAUUUUACCAAAAGAUAAAGAUAUUCUAACGUUUCACACUUUUCGGAAUAAAUUAAAACAAUCGCAAAAUUUUAAACAAUCGCAUUCUGUUUCAUUAAGUUUGUUAGGAAAUCGUAAAGAUGAAGAUGAUGAUAAGAAGAUUCUUACCAAGGAAAGAUCAACUGAUGAAAAUAUCAGAAAGUCUACAGAUGAUAGUUCACGCAGAUCCAGAGAGCGGGAUAAUCGAGAAAAAGAUCGCGACAGGACUUCUCGUUAUUCUGAUGAUAGGCGUGAUCGUGAUCGUGAUCGAGAUCGAGAUCGUGAUCGUAAUCGUGACCGAGAUCGAGAUCGAGAUCGUCGCUCUUCGCCAUCUAGAAAAAAAUAUGAUCGUUAUUCACCAGAUAGAAAAAAGAGAAGUUCACCACCAUCCCGAAAAUACGGUUCACCGGAUCGUAAAAAAUAUGGUAGAGAUGAUCGAUCAUCAUAUCAAGAUGAUAAAUAUUCAAAAAAAUCAGAUAAUGGAAAAUUUAGUAAAGACAAAGAUGGCAAACGAGAUGAUGCAAAAUCAGAAAAAAAUGACGAAAGUGGAGAAAAAGUCAAAUUUCCAGUAGCAGCACAACAAAAGAAAUUGCCAUUAAUAGGAAGAAUGCCGUUAUUUAAGAAGAAACAAGAUAAUGAUGAUAAAAAAAGUAAUGAAAUUGAUAAAUCUAGGAGUAAAUUUUCAUCAGAUUAUAAUAAUACAACUAAUUUACCUGCUCCAGGACUUGUACAUGUUACAAAAUUGUCUGGUAAUGAAUAUAAGUUCACACCUGAAAAUCCUCCUCCUCCACCACAGAUUAUUCCAGAUCCACCUAUGAUAAUUCCUGAACCACCACAAAUAUCUGCCUAUAUGUGUGCACCUCCACCUCCAGUUUUAUCUCAACACAUGAUGGAGCCACCAGAGGAGCAUAUGCCAAUGAUGAUGAUACCACAAGAACAACAUGCACAAAAAGGAGGUCUUCCACCCGAUUUACAAGAUGCAUUAAAUAUAAUAUUCCCAGGAGAUAUGCCCAAAGAUGCCGAGGGCAAUGCACCACAAGAAGCUAUGAUGAUGGCUCAAUAUCAAAUGAUGGAAAAUUACGCAUAUACUGGAUACGAUGGAUACAAUGUUGAACAUCAACCUAUUAUGCCACCUCUUCCUCCUAACAUGUCCGAAAGUAAUGUAAAGAAAGAUAAUGGGAAUCCUCCAGAUAAAAAUCACAUGGAAAUUGAUGAUUUAGCUAUGCUCGGUAUUGAUGCGGAAGAUUUAGCCGCUCAGAAUUUAUAGUAUAAUAAAUAAGUAUUUUCAAUUUAAAUAACAAUACUUUAUUUUACUAUGUUUGAAGCUGUAUAUAAAUAAUUAUGAUUUUAUUAUCGUCAAUUAUUCUUCCUCCAAUUAUGUUUAUAUUUAUAUAGUUUUAGCAUUGGCUUAAACUAUAUGUACAUUAUUCUUCUGAUCAACAAAGGUUUAUGAAACUUUUUGGUCGAUACACACAUACUUGUAGAAUAUAUUAGUAGUUUGUUACACAAAGAAAGAAAGGAAACUAUUUUCUUAAAGCCUUUCCUACAAUUAAAGUAUGUAGUGUACAGGAGCACAAUCUCUGUGUUAGAAACGUGACUCUAAAAUUGCAUUUAAUUAAGAUGGCAUUGGUGUUCCAGAAGACAUACAGUUCAUGCAUAUACAUGCACAUAUACGCUCCGCUACGCGAGCGCUAUUAUAGUCAUUUUAUUUAAUCUUAUUUUGGUGUCACUUUUUAAGCCAAACAGCUACAAGAGAUUCCUUUACCUCUACACUCUAUAAAUUAAGGUAAUAUAAUGUAAGUCGUAUGUGACUUUUAUUCUAGAUAACCUCAAAUGUUAAAUAUGGCUUAUAUUGUGCAUGUGUCCGACAUACAACAGACGACUGCAAUUGUAGAAUAGGAUUAAUCUUAUUGAAAAAUAGUAUUUCGAGUAAUUCGGCAAAUAAUAAAUUUGAUUCUUCAUUCUAAUUUUAAUAAGUUCAUUCUCGUCCCAUAUGUGCUUAACGAUAAUGUUACUUAAGCAUAUUAAACUAAACAAAUAAUUACUUUACACCAGUGUUUGUUCUAAUAGAAUUUCUACUAAGCGAUACCGAGCAAAUUGGCGACUUCUCAAAGUUAACUUAUUGAUAGUGUUAUUUCAUCCUAUCAAAGUUAAUAUACUGUGCGCUCGUAUUGGUAAAACAAGGCCAUCAUUUUUAUCUUUCUGAAUAAGACGAAAUUUUCAAUUUCGCAUAUUUUGCAGCUUGGCUGCAACAAGAGAACAUGCCAAUAUAGCUAAAACUAUAUAACUUAAUCUGUAUCCGUAAUAUAACACGAUAAUUUCAAAUGUUAUUGUUCAAAAAUAAUGCGUGUAUUAUAACAGUAUUUUAUCAUUUUAUAAUAUUCAAUUGGAGGUAGAAUAAACUAAACAAAUUACGAAAAAAAGCGUAAAAAUUUAAA